AUGGUAAUCAGGAUACUUCACAUUACUGAUGAGAUGCCUAGAAGAAAGUAUUGGAGGAUGAGUGGUGCCAGGAGAGAGUUACGGACUGACAAGACUGAGGAGACUGGCCUCAUGAAAAACAGUAAAACAAUGUCUGACCUUGACUUGACUGAGGAGACUGGCCUCUUUAAAAACAGUAAAACAAUGUAUGACAUUAGAAUGACUGAGGAGACUGGCCUCGUGAAAAACAGUAAAAGCAAUGUUGACACUGAGGAUCCUGCCCUCAGCUUACAAAAAAACAGGUCAAACAAAGAAACUUGUGCAACAAAUCUGCUGAAUGAUUUUUGUGAGACAAAUUUGCUGAAUGAACUAUGUGAAACAAAUCUGCUCAAUGAAUCUCAUGAAAAGAAUUUGCAAAACAUUACUGAACAAAAAUUGACAAACAAUGCCUCAAUCACUAAAACUGUACAACAUAAUCAUGGUGUAACGGCUGAAGAAGGCAAAGCAUUUAGUCAUGCAAUCAACCAGCAAUUAGAAAAAAACAAAGAAACACAUGCAAAAAAGUUACGAAGACAAAAUGAUGAUAUAAAAAGCAGAGAAACUGAAAUUGCAACAUUUGCAAGGAAAUUGAAAAGGCAGAAUGCUGAAAUAAGACAGAAAGAAAAUGAAAGAGAAGCAGCUGCUAGAAAGUUAAAGCGACAAGAUACUGAAAUUAAAAAGAAAGAAAGGGAAAUGGAUAAGCUUGCAAGAAAGUCAAAGCGACAAGAUGCUGUAAUUAAAGAGAAAGAAAGGGAAAUGGAUAAGCUUGCAAGAAAGUCAAAGCGACAAGAUGCUGUAAUUAAAGAGAAAGAAAGGGAAAUGGAUAAGCUUGCAAGAAAGUCAAAGCGACAAGAUGCUGUAAUUAAAGAGAAAGAAAGGGAAAUGGACAAGCUUGCAAGAAACUCAAAGCGACAAGAUGCUGUAAUUAAAGAGAAAGAAAGGGAAAUGAAUACUGCAGGUAGAAAGUUAAGGCGACAAGAUGCUGAAAUUAAAGAGAAAGAAAGGAAAAUGGAUAAGUUUGCAAGAAAAGUAAAGCGACAAGAUGCUGAAAUUAAAGAGAAAGAAAGGGAAAUGAAUACAGCUGGUAGAAAGUUAAAGCGACAAGAUUCUAAAGUUAAAGAGAAAGAAAGGAAAAUGGAUAAGUUUGCAAGAAAGUUAAAGCGACAAGAUGCUGAAAUUAAAGAGAAAGAAAGGGAAAUAAAUACGGCUGGUAGAAAGUUAAAGCGACAAGAUACGAAAGUUAAAGAGAAAGAAAGGGAAAUGAAUACUAAAGGUAGAAAGUUAAAACGUCAGAAUGUUGAGGUGCAAGAGAAAGAGAAAGAGGGCAGUAGAGUUUCUAAAAGAAAAUGCCGAGAAAAUCCAGCUGUUCUUGAAAAGGAAAGGUUAAGAAAGCAAGCUAAACGAAGUAACAUUUCAUUCAGAGAAAAUGAGAGAUUCCUAAAUAGGGAACAGAAACAGAAGCAAAGAGCAGAUAAAGAAUAUUGUGAAAAAGUAAAUGAACGACAGAGACAGAAAAGAUUUGGAGCAGAUAUAGGAGAUUGCAUUCAAAAUUUUCAUGAGCAGAUUAGACAUGGUCCAAUUUUUGUAUGCUCAUGUUGUCAGCAAACAUGGUUCAAAGAAAGUGUUUCUAAAGUGGAAAACAUCAAACUAGAUGAUAAAUAUAAAAACAAGUUUCUUACAAGCACUGUGUCUGUUGAAAAUAUGGAAUGGAUUUGCAAUACUUGCUGUUCAUCAAUAAGAGAAAACAAAAUUCCGAAGUUGUCUGUCUUAAAUGGUAUGAUGUGGCCACUUAAGCCAAUGGAAUUAGAUUUGUUUCCUUUAGAAGAAAGGCUUGUAUCUCUGAGAAUACCUUUUAUGCAAAUAAGGGAGUUGCCAAGGGGUGGACAGUAUUCUGUAAGAGGAAAUAUUGUGAAUGUUCCUGUUGAUAUUCAACCUACUGUAAAUAGCCUGCCAAGAAAAUUAGAUGAAAAUGUCACAGUUCCUGUCAAAUUAAAGAAAAAGUUGUCAUAUCAAAAAUGUGAUUAUCACGAAAAUGUACGACCAACAAAAGUACUGAUAGCGUUGCACUGGCUUAUGAACAAUAGCGACUUUUACAAGAAUGCAAAUAUCAAUGUUGAUGACAACUGGUUUCAAGAAAUUACAACGUCAGCAAGUGAAAUUGUUCAGGAAUUGGUGAAAACACAAGAGAGAAACAACCAAAAUGCUGAUGAUCUUGAGACGGUUGAUGAUGAUGAUGAAUUCUGUGAAGUAGAUGGAGUUGGUAGAGAUGGUAAUUGUGAUACUCUUUUAGAUGAUGCUUCACGAGACAUGAAUCAGGUAUACACAUUUGCUCCAGGUGAAGGACAACGCCCGCUUAGUUUAUAUCAAGAUCAGACAGCUGAGUAUUUAUCAUUUCCAACAAUUUUUUGUGGAAAGGGAAGAUUACAAGAUGAUGAAAGACAAGUUCGUGUCUCGUAUGCAGAUAUUGCUAAAUGGGAAUUAAGGAGUGUUGAUAGACGUGCUGCCCAGUCUGUUCCAAAUUUGUUUUUCAAGUUGAAAAAAAUACAAAUGAAGCAAGUGACAGACAAAUGCAACCUGGCUCUUAGGAAAUGCAAAACCAAAGGAAAAUCCAUGACAGCAAAUGAAAUGAAAAAUCCUGAAAAUGUUAAUAAUCUUGUUAGACACGAUGAAGGCUUCUUCGUGUUCAGGCAGUUACGAAAUUCACCUGCAUAUCUUGAGACUAGAAAAAAAGAUGUAUUUGCUAUGAUCAGACAGUUAGGUCUACCAACAUGGUUUAUGUCUCUGUCAGCUGCAGAUACAAGAUGGAAUGAUCUCAUCAGAGCACUUGGUGUGUUAAAUGAUGGAAAAGAAUACACUGAUGAAGAAAUCGACAGUAUGACUUGGUUUGAAAAAUCAAAAUUAGUACAAAAGGAUCCUAUCACUUGCUCUAGGUACUUUGAUCAUAGGUUCCAUAUGUUUAUGAAUACAGUGUUGAGAAGUGAUCAUCAUCCAAUUGGGAUUGUAAAAGACUUCUUCUACAGAACUGAAUUUCAGCAAAGAGGAUCACCACAUAUUCAUAUGAUUGUUUGGAUAGAAAAUGCACCAAAAUAUCAUGAAAAUAAUGAACAGGAGAUAGUAAGUUAUGUAGAUAAUUACCUGGAAUGUGAAAAGAAUGAAGAGAAGGAUUUGACUGACUUGCAAGUGCACAAACAUUCACAGACAUGCAAAAAGAGAGGUAAAGCUGUAUGUCGAUUUGGUUUUCCCCUCCCUCCUCUUGAAGAAACUUUGAUUUUGGAGCCACUAGAGUGUGAUGUUGAUAAGUACAAGAAAAUGUAUGAUGAUAUUCAGAAACAGCUGAAUGAUAUGAAAAAUGGAUGUGAUUUGCCCUACAAGGAGCUCCUGAGCACGGUUCUAAAGAUAUCGGAGGAAGAUUACAUAAAAUGCAUUAGAAGUUCACUGAGAGGUCCAAAGGUUUUUCUAAAAAGAAAUCCAUGUGAUAUGAGGGUAAACUCAUACAACAGUGUUGUUCUUGAUGCUUGGAAAGCUAACAUAGACAUUCAAUAUAUUUUGGACCCAUAUGCCUGUGCAAUGUAUAUUGUUUCAUAUAUAAGUAAAUCACAAAGAGGGAUGAGCGAUUUGCUUAACAGAGCUGCAAAAGAAGCUAGAGAAGGAAAUCUUGACAUAAAAAGACAGGUACGUCAUAUUGGAAAUCAUUUUCUCAACAGUGUAGAAGUUGGAGCACAGGAAGCAGCAUAUUUAGUAUUGCAAAUGCCAAUGACCAAAGGUUCAAGAGAUGUUGUUUUUAUAAACACAAGUCCAUCAGAUGACCGAGUAAUUCUCAUCAAAACAGAUGCUGAAUUGGAAAAGUUGACACCAAAUUCUACUGAUGUGGAAUGUAGCAAUGUUAUUAAACGGUAUGCAAAACGCCCAAAGCACCUUGAAAACUGGUGCUUAGCUGAUUACGUAUCACAGCUAGAUGUUGUCUUCCCUAAAGAUACUGAAAAAGAGUUCACUGAAAAUGAAGUGAAUGAUGAUGAUCAGGACAAUCAGUCAGAUGACGAAGACAAUUCAGAUCUUGAAUUUAGUGAGAGUGAUACACUUGUUACUCUGAGAAAUGGCAUAAAAAUUAAACGACGGAAAGUACCAAGGGUAAUUAGAUAUGUCCGAUUUAAUAUCAAAACUGAUCCAGAAAAUUACUACAGAGAAAAACUCAUGUUGUUCAUGCCUUGGAGAAAUGAAUCAACUGAUCUAAUAUCAGGAAUGGACACGUUUGAGAAGUCAUUUCAUCUGGAGAAGUCAUUUCUUACACACAAGGUCAAAGAAUAUGAAUUCAACGCUGAACAGCUUGAUGCAGCUUUGCAAAUGGCAACUGAGGAUUUUUCAGAAGCUUAUGAUGAAUUGGCACCAGAUGUUCAGCAAAGAGAGGCAGAAGAUGAAAAUGAGGGAUCUCUUGAAUCUGAAAACUUUGUUCAGUUUAAUCCUGAGAGGCCUAUUGAACAGAGACAGUAUGAUAUAGGAUCUGACCUUGGAAUUCCAUCAACAAGACAAAUAACUGAAGAAAGUUCCGUUAGAUUACCAGACGAUGAAUACUUGAAACUUUUAGGAAGUUUAAAUGUAAAGCAGAGAGAAUUUUUCAAUCAUGUCUUGCAAUGGGUCAAAACAAAGACAGAACCUAUUUAUUCAUUUUUGUCUGGAGGUGCUGGUGUUGGCAAAUCUGUUUUGAUAAGGGCACUUUAUCAAGCUCUGCACAGAUUCCUAUGUUCCACAGAAGGUGAAAAUCCAGAUGACAUAAGAAUACUUCUUUGUGCUUAUACUGGCAAGGCGGCAUACAACAUUGGAGGAAAAACUAUUGCAUCUGCUUUCCAUCAAAAAAUUAAUCAAAGUCAACAAAGUUUGCACUGUGAUGAAUUGAACACUUUUCGUACAAAGUACAAAAACCUAAAAUUGAUCAUUAUUGACGAGAUAUCAAUGGUUGGAAAUAGAUCAUUAGCACUCAUUGACAGUCGGCUACAACUCCUCACAGGCAUCAAGAAACCAUUUGGUGGUAUUAGUAUCAUAGCUGUUGGUGAUUUUUUUCAACUUAAACCUGUAAUGGACCGUUGGAUCUUUCAGGAUUUAAAUCAUGAUGCUCAAGCUCUUGCAAACAAUCUCUGGAAGGAGCAUUUUUGA
This is a messenger RNA of Saccostrea echinata, 5166 nucleotides long. RefSeq lists its product as uncharacterized. The record is from RefSeq and is a predicted model, not a curated record. Gene Ontology annotation, molecular function: DNA helicase activity. Bases 1 to 5166 code for a protein of 1721 amino acids. NCBI's taxonomy places the organism in Eukaryota, Metazoa, Mollusca, Bivalvia, Ostreida, Ostreidae. The transcript is spliced from 3 exons. Gene Ontology annotation, biological process: DNA repair; telomere maintenance.